Molecule: messenger RNA, 1838 nt
Organism: Chlamydomonas reinhardtii
Lineage: Eukaryota; Viridiplantae; Chlorophyta; Chlorophyceae; Chlamydomonadales; Chlamydomonadaceae
Exons: 8
Coding region: 203-955 (250 amino acids)
Biological process (GO): mitochondrial calcium ion homeostasis; calcium import into the mitochondrion
Cellular component (GO): mitochondrial inner membrane; uniplex complex
Molecular function (GO): uniporter activity; calcium channel activity
Source: RefSeq, a predicted model, not a curated record
UUAAGGAGCGUAGUCCAUGCACCUGCUUUAGAGAAGGUUUAAUCAGGAGAAAAUGUCAGCGCGACGGUCGAGUCGACUGUUUCCAGCACUGCUUUCCGCGGUGCAGCAGGGCGCAGCAGCCGGGACCCAAGUGGGCGUUGCCCCUGUUAGCCUCCAAGCGCUAUGUGCAGGGAGCCAGCGACUGCGCCUGCCAGGGCAAGGCAUGGGGCUGCUUGGACGCACUUUUGCCAGCCAGCCGCUCGCAACUGCCGACGCCAAGGACAGAUUUGACAGCACAAACAGUCUUCUGCAGCAAGUGCAAGUGCUCAAGUUGCGGCAGGAGCUGGAUGACGAGUCGGUUAUGAACCUACAUAUACCAUACACGCAGCUGCUGCAGAUGAUUAAGGCCAGCGGCUCGGCACACGAUGACAAGGAGGCGGAGGAGGUCGCGCUGGCAUUGCACCGUGCGGGCGUCGUAAUGCGGCACCACGACGUGGUUUACCUCAGACCUGAGGAAAUCGCGGAGGUGGUGAUGCAGGUGCUGCCCGGGGGCAAGGACGACGCGUCCCAGAAGCUGGCUAAGAUUGAGGAGGAGCUGACGGACCUCGAUAAGAUUCACGAACAGGUGGACAAGCAGGCGAACAACGUGACCACGCGCCUGCUCACGGUGGGCUACGUCGUCCUGUUCGUGCAGCUGAUCUCCUUCAUCUACCUCACCUGGUGGGAGCUGUCGUGGGACGUGAUGGAGCCCAUCGCCUACAUCAUCUCGCUCUUCUACAGCCUGCUGGGCUACACCUACUUCAUGGCAACCAAGGGCGGCGUGUUCGACCUGCAGCCCUUCAAGGAGUUCUGGCAGACUCACUACAAGCAAAAGAAGGCCUCGGCCGUUCAGUUCGACGCGGAGCGCUACGAGUACCUACUCAAGAUGAAGGAGCGCUACAAGCGCCACCUGGCGCACGCUGCGCUGCGGCGGUAGUGCACACGUCGUGGCGGCGGCCUGUGGACCGGGGGGGCGGUCGGGGUCGCACGGGCCAUCUCGGUGGUGUCGCGGUCAUGCGGCCACAUCAUGCCUGGGCGCCAGGGUUUAACUGCGGCAAGCAUGGAGGGUUCGGGCUUGCGUGUGGUUUGACCGGCUAGCGGUAGCGAGGCGCAGCAUCGUGCCCGCCGGCCUACAGUUACGGUACUGCCGUUCUAGAUGAGGGCGGGGCUCUGGGGCUGUUGUAUGAUACGUUGCGCCUGGGAUGCGCACGGGUACUGCUGCGUGCGAAGAGGGCCCCAGAUGGCUACCAUGCUCAAGUACGGGACUUGGAUUCGCAAGGCCAGCCGCUGCAGCUGGCGCCCAGUGCGUGUCGCCGGGUGCUCGAAUGGGCAAGGCGAGUCCGUCACUGGGAGUCCGUCCAGGCCCAGACCCAGAAUGGAAGGAUUGUAUGGAUACUCGAAUUGGCCCGGGGUGUUGGUACCAGCCGAAGGCUUACGCUUUGGCAUGCCCAUUUGUAGAUUUUUCUGUGUGGAUGCGUGAGCAAGCCAUAGAAGCGAGUGUACCAUUGUGAAUACUAGAAGAUUGGUUACGACUGUGUUCCGGCUGGACGUGAGUGUGUGUGCAAGCGAACGGUGAACUUGUUGACCUGAAAUGAGGAUGGAUGUGCAGGCAAUUGUGCGCGUCGUGUUGGCACGAUAGGUAAAGGAGCUUGACAUGCUCGAUUACCUAUGCCCACCUCUGGUGGUGUGUCGGUGCCAUGGUGUUUCAUCAUGCAGACAAGGGCCCUGACUGCCCUGACACUUGGACAUUGACUCCUGCAUACCGUUAACCCCGACAUGCCCCCCUUUAUCAUAAACGGGGAAUGUAACAGAACCCCUUA